AUGGCAAGCCCCCAGCCAGAACUUCGUCUUGAUAAUACACUUGGUGCUCUAUUCCUUGGAAACAUCGGUGCCGCCAUCUUCUAUGGUAUUACCAGCGUACAAACAUACAUAUAUUUCAAAAAUUGUUCCCGUGAUAGCCUGUCUCUCAGAAACUCCAUCUGGUUCUUGUGGGUGCUAGAUACUGUCCACCUCGCCUUCAUUACACAUGCCUUGUACCUUUACUGUGUAUCCAACUUUGCAAAUCCGGCAUUUCUGCAGGGUUCCAUAUGGUAA
Molecule: messenger RNA, 273 nt
Organism: Pleurotus ostreatus (oyster mushroom)
Lineage: Eukaryota; Fungi; Basidiomycota; Agaricomycetes; Agaricales; Pleurotaceae
Exons: 4
Coding region: 1-273 (90 amino acids)
Source: RefSeq, a predicted model, not a curated record